AUGAAAGCAUAUCAGUUCGAGACAGUCGAGGAGGGACUUUGUCUGAAGGACGUCCCAGUACCCAAACCUCCCCUGGGUGAAGUCCUCAUUGUAGUUGAAGCAGCCGGUAUCUGUCACUCAGAUGGCCAUGCGCUGAAAGGUCAGGGUGACUGGCUAGGCAAGCUCCCUAUCACGCUCGGCCAUGAGGCAGCAGGCACGGUUGCCGAGUUGGGGCCGGGAGUGACGGACUUCAAGAUUGGAGACCGCGUCGGUGUUGCACUUCUCCCUACAGACUCUGGGGACUGGAGCCAUAUCAUUGGAGUCGGGAGAGACGGAAGCUACGCCGAGAAAGCUCUCAUUCCUGCACACAGCCUUGUUCACCUCCCGGAGAAAGUCUCUUUUCCGGCGGCUGCAGUGGCCAACGACUCGAUUUCGACGGCUUACCACGCCAUCGUGGCUGAAGCCAAGGUCACUGCGUCGACAACUGUGGCCAUCGUUGGUCUGGGAGGACUGGGGCUCAAUGCAGUCCGUAUCGCUUCCCUGCAAGGGGCCACGAUUUAUGGAGUGGACAUUGACGAGAAGAAAUUCGGCGACGCGAGCUCUCUGGGGGCCACAGCGUGCUAUCAGAGAUUGGCUGAUAUUCCCAGCGAUAUCGUUCUCGAUGUGGUGGUCGAUUUCGCCGGCGUGGGUGUCACCACACAGGACGCCAUGCUGCGAGUCAAGCCUAGCGGAACUGUGGUCAUGGUUGGGCUGGGAGUAGCAAGUUUUGAACUGUCCACACAUGUCCUUCUCCUGCGCAACAUCACUCUCCGUGGAUCUCGAGGCGCAACCAAAGACGAAUAUGUUGAAGUCCUCAGGCUAAUCGCAGCUGGCGAGAUUGUUCCUAAGUUGGAGGAGGUCCCAUUCUCGGACGUUCCGGCGGGCUUGCAAAGACUCGAGCAGCUCGGCGUGGUGGGAAGAUUGUUCACUCGGCCAAAUGCUUAG
Fonsecaea nubica is the source of this 963-nucleotide messenger RNA. RefSeq lists its product as hypothetical. Gene Ontology annotation, molecular function: zinc ion binding; oxidoreductase activity. The coding region runs from base 1 to 963 and encodes 320 amino acids. The transcript has a single exon. The record is from RefSeq and is a predicted model, not a curated record. NCBI's taxonomy places the organism in Eukaryota, Fungi, Ascomycota, Eurotiomycetes, Chaetothyriales, Herpotrichiellaceae.